AUGGAGCCGAGUCACAGUCCAGACGCCCGAGAACGCGCGGUCUCUUCUGAGCCUUGUUCGAUACGCCCAAACCCAUUCAAUGAGAGUGAGCUGUCAGCCAGGAAGCGCCGACGGACCUCGCUGUCGGCCACAAGCACCAAAUCAGGCAGCCUUCCCAAGCAGGUACAAGCCACGGAUAGCGACCAGAUUGCCGCCAUUGGCAGGUCGGCAGCGAAGGUCGACUCAUCAGAAGCUGCGAUGCCUAGCACCCCGCCGGAGUCACCGAGUCCUCGUCCUGAGCCAGUCUCCAGCAGGGUUACAAUCAAUCUUAGAAAUGGCUCGGUGCGUGAUGGGCGCGCAAGCUCUCCUCCAUCUCCUUCGCCAAUCAGGGUCCAAAUGGGCGGGUCUGAUGGUGCAAGUACCCUCGAUCUUGCGGUGCAAGAAGUAGCUUCAGUGAUGACUUCAGUAGAUGGAAGUCCACAAGACCCGGUCAUCAUACCCGACGAUGAUGUUGAGGAGAUGGCGGGCACGGAAGCUUUGACAGGACUUUCCCCGAGAGAUCGCAGAACUCGACUCAGCGCUGCACUGUCGGAAUUCCCUUACUUCUCUCCUCCUGACGAUACAUGCUUUGAUACCUUUCAGCGCUUGCACCAAUAUUUGUAUCAAGGUGUACAAGACCCUGAUGAGGUCCUUCAGUCCUUGGUUUCCUGGCUGAACAAUGUCUUGCUUUGGACCAGCGCGGAGACCGCCGACGUCUUCGCUUCGGCCUGUCAGCAAAACCAAGCUUUUUGGCUCAACCUGCCGGAGCUGUUCCCCUUGAUUUGGAGGAACACAACUGAAAGCAAACAUACCUUCAGCCUCGUCCUUGACUUGAUGCAUUCUUAUGCCAGACUUACAGCAUUCACGCUCACGGUAGACUACUAUACGCUCAACCUGUCCAAUGGCGCUGCGGACACCGACGCAUCUGAAUUAUACGCGCCAAACUUUCUUCACCGAUUGGCCCUGGUAGCGCAUAAAGACGAGCAAUUGGGCAAUGACGGGCGUGAGCCAGACACGUCUGCGAUCCUCACGGAUUUUCUGCAUCAAACAGGUGGAAACUCUGGAUUGUCUGGCGUCGUGCAGCUUUCCGAGGUGCUCGCCGUCACACUGCCCAAAAAUCCUAAGAGGACAAUGGAACAUCUCGCAAAGAUAAGCGCUUUGGUGGAGGCAUUGGUUCGCAAUCUCUCACAGAGCCAACAGAUGCAGGGUGGCAACGCAUGCGAGCCAACGCAGACUCUGCAGGGCCACAUGACAGCAGCUUUCCGCUUCUUGACUAUUGCCUGGGAUAUGAUGACGAAGGCUUCCGAGAAAUUCGCCAGCCAUUUGUCAGGUGACAGCCCAUCGACGCUACUCUCAUGGCUGUCGGAAAUACACAAGACGAUAUUGGCAAGCGCGAUUCCUGAAGUCGAAGAGACUUUGCGAACUUACUGUGCAAACAACCCGGAAGUCCCGCAUCGGUUCCUACCAGAUGCCAUCGCUCUGGAGCGCAAAUUCAAAGCUUUGGAGACCCUGGUUCGUUCGCAACAAAUGCAGCUUCGAAUGUCCGCUGUCAGCGUGAUGUGUAACGAUCUCAUCGGACAGUGGAAACGUUAUCAGGACAAGUUAUCAGCCGGGGUUGAUGACGAAGCCCAUCUCACCUUUUUGCGAUGCUUCGCCGGCUUCUUGGUGCGGCACGGCACCAUUGACUACUUCCUGAGUCCCUCAUGCCAUCCCGAGAUCACAGCCGAGAGUGCGAAUAUCAUCGGAUUCCUCAUGGUGACGAAGACUUACGCCCAGAAUCAGACAGACUUGCUGUGGCGCACAAUCAACACAAGCCGCGAUCCCCGCAUUGCUGAUGCUCUCGUCCGCAUGUUACUGAAAAUAGCACAGCUUUUCGAACUCGAUACCGUCAGCAGCUUAUUCCAGAAGAUGAAGUCUCUAGAAAUUGAUGCUUUCAACGCAGGGAUGCGUGAACUGUUUACCGCGCUGGUUCAGCAGGUCUACAGAAACUCCCAGGAUGUGCUGCUGGCCGAGCCUCGACAUAUCUGCCUGCGACUCAUUCAAGAAGCGUCCAUAUUUGCGGAACGAUCCACAUUGUCAAAUCCCGAAAUCUUCACGUGGGCCUAUGGCAAAAUGAAGGACAUCAUAUUGCAAGCCUGCCCAGCUCCAGGCCGCCAGGAACUUCUUUCAAGCUGCCAAAAGGACAUCGUGGCCAAAUCAACAACGACUCACGGGAGCCUUCAGGUUCUUUUUCUGCUGACCACGACAGGCACCUCGUUGCAGACCUUGAUUGCAGAGCAUGACUUCGUAGCGCUUAUCGUCGACGAACUUGAGUGCUCAAUCUCCAAUGCCCGCAAGGUGGGCUUCUCACCGGUAUAUGCAUCGGCUUUCGGACCAGCACGACGCAAAUUCAUUUCCAGCCUGAUCACACUCCAUGGGUCUUCUAUUCCAAGAGACCUGGGUGCCAAGCUUUGGGACCUCAUGGUUGGACCGGGAGCGCUGUGUCCCGAUGAUGUCAAAGCAGGCUGGGACGACCUGAACAAUGCCCUCAGACGCACACGACUGCAGAACAAAUUUCUGUUGGCUUGCUUAGAGGAAUACUUACCCAGCCUAUCACCCGAGUACUUCUGUGGUGGCACUCUUGAAUUUGUGCGAGAGCUUCUUUCAAUGGAAACAAACAAUCCGAACACCACAAUAUUUGACGAUCAACCCAUCACAAGUGUGAACAGCCUCGAGCUGUUGUGGAAGAUUAUCCUUCAGGCUACUCCCCAGACCAUAGAGGACGAGGCGAUUCACACCUUGGUGAGCGAAGUCUAUGUCAACAGUGCCGCGAUGAAAAGCCUUCCCCCGGACCGCGCACGUGAGGUACACUUCUCGCUAGCACGUCGCUGUCUGCGUCAGCUCGAAACUGCUGCAAAAGCUUUACGGCAAAAUGAUGAGGUUGCCGUUGUCAAGGGGCAGAAUCCUUUGGCGACAGUGAAAAAGCACGAGCUGCGUUUCACCAGAUCCCUCAAAGUCAUCAAGGAUCUUUUGAGGUCGCUCAGUACGCAAACGCGAUUUUCAGCUCCGGACCUUCGUUCUCUCAUGCUUCAAGCACCGAGUGCUGUGGACGGGGACCUCGCAGACCUCAAGUACCAAGCAUUCGACGGCGAGGAACAAACUACGAUAAUGCCUCUCGAGAUCGGAUUGCAUAAUACCGGUGCCUCUUUACUUGCAAAUCUGAAGGAAGCCACAGGCUUUGACAACUAUAGGCUUUACUAUCGUGGACAACUUCUAGCUCCGUCUAGCGACGACAUCUGCAAAUCUUUACGAGAACUCGAUAUUGUGAAUGGCUUAAUUCUGGUACGGAGGCAAUCGGACACGUCAGAGAAACCAUCUCGCAUUCGGCCAGGAGCAUCCGCGCUUGAAAUCGAAGUGCUUCGGUAUUUCAAGGAGCUAUGGGAAUAUCUGAGCAUGGAUGAGACCCUCGCUUCCGAGAUAUACCACUUUCUCAUCAAGCUUCCAGCUGAUGAAUCGAUACUGGUCAUUCUCGAGGAUCCGGAGACAACCCAUCGAGAUGUAUUUCCGAUUGGUCAACCUUUCAAGUCGCUGUAUGCCGUCCAUGCGCUGCGAGAACACGUCCAGACAAAUCGCCUCCGUAACAGCGUAGUCCAAUCGUCAAGCCAUGACGCCAGCCAUCUUGUCCAGUCCGCGUCUGAUCAUAAGCAGGCCUUAAUCAAGGUCUUCAACCUGCUCGCGGCUGCCCUUUGCGACGACGACUUCAUCCGGCAAAAUCUCAGUGAGGAUCUGACUAUCCUUCUGCGCUCUCAUCUGGUAGAUAGCUACGUGCAGAUCUUGAAAGGCAAGUCUGACGGGAUAGACAUAUCGCCAGCGCAUUCGCUCGUUUCUUCCGACUUGGCCAAUGUUCUUGUGCAGAUCCUGCACGAGGCGACUAAUGCUACACAGAACCAAGCUAGCUCAAAGCUCACGGAACAAGCUUUCGACGCCAUUCUUGCAUCGUCGGAAAAAAGCACAGACUUCUGGGACACAUUUUGCGGACUCCCUAAAGUAGGCAGCAUCCUUCAAAAGCUGGUUCUAGACGACGAUAGGAAAGCUGUACGACAUGGCAUCUCGAGUCUGAUCGCGAGCAGAAGCCUUGGCGCUAGAAAUGCGAUUGAAGGAGCCGACUUUGCAGCCUUUUUCUGGUCCAUUGUUUUUGAGAUGCUUCCAGCUGCAUCUGCAGAGCCGCAAAAGUGUGACGAAGUCUUCAACCUAGCGAGUCAACUUCUCACAAAACUCGCGGAGACAGAGUCCCCGGCUCUCGACCUUUCUGCUUGCCUCAAAAGAUGUGGAGCUCUGCUCCUCGCUCAUACUUGUACCGAAGAUAUCACUCUGCCCAACGUACACGACUCACUAGCGCAUGGCCUCGCGACAGUCUUGUCCCUUGCACUCAAGCAUGCUCGUGCUACAGGUUUGGUGCCACCGCUAGGCCAUGAUUUCAGCCGCAGGCUACUCCAUCAUCAUCUCUUCCCUUCGGUGUCAUUCAUGGAAGAUUCUCAGCCAAUCAUCCCACAGGCGGUAGUCAACCCUAACACACGUGCUACACUUUACGACAUUCUUUUCGACUUGAGCAGAGAUUCAACACCAGCAAGCCUUUUGAACGAUCUUGACGGCCUGACGCCUUUCGAAGAGGGUCAUGAGUCUCCAUACUUUUACGAAUUACCCCACGCCUUCGAUCGACACAGAGCUGUCAGAGCUCCUUGUGGCUAUGCCGGCUUGCGAAACUUGUCGAACACGUGUUAUCUAAACUCGUUGGUCACACAACUGUUCAUGAACGAAGAGUUCCGCCAUUUCAUCUUGUCAGCACGCGUGUCAGAUCCGCAACGUCAACGACUGAUUUGCGAGACUCGACAACUAUUUGCCGCGCUUCAAGGUAGCAGGCGCCGUUUUGUGGACCCUCAAUCUUGCGUGGGCCAGAUCUCGACAUAUGAUGAGACUCCAAUCGACAUUCACAAUCAGAUGGACGUCGACGAAUUUUACAAUCUCCUGUUCGACAGGUGGGAAGCUCAAUUGCCGUUUGAGGCGGACAAGAAGCAUCUGAGGUCCAUAUUCGGAGGCCAGCUUGUGCAGCAAGUGAAGUCCAAAGAAUGCGAUCAUAUCUCUGAGAGAUUUGAGGACUUCUCCGCCAUACAGUGCGACAUUAAAGGCAAAGCAACACUAGAGGAAAGUUUGCAGGCGUAUGUCGACGGGGAGAUGAUGCAAGGCGACAACAAGUACAAAUGCAGUUCCUGCGACAAGUUCGUGGAUGCAGUCAAGCGGGCAUGCUUCAAAACUUUGCCGAACAACCUCAUCUUCCAUUUGAAGAGGUUUGAUUUUAACUUGCGAACGAUGACCCGCGCAAAGAUCAAUGACCACUUUCGGUUCCCCGCACGCAUCGACAUGACACCCUUCACUGUUCGCCACCUCGCAAAUAUGCCUGAUGCUUCUGAGCCUGACCAUUUCGAACUCGUUGGCGUUCUGGUUCAUUCUGGGAGUGCCGAGUCGGGGCACUAUUACUCAUUCAUCCGCGAGAGAUCCAAUGCUGGAUCUGCACAGAAGUGGGUAGAGUUCAAUGAUGACCUGGUCACGGAUUGGGAUCCUUCCAUGAUGGAAGAUGCCUGUUUCGGCGGCCAGGAUCAACGUCAGCCCUUUGACGGAGGGCCACACGAGAAGGUCUACAGUGCCUAUAUGCUCUUUUACCAGCGCGCAUCAACAAUCAAUGCUGGAGCCUCACCUCUCGUCAGAGAGAAGGAGACAACACCAUCUCAGAUUCCGCUGCCUCCAGACCUGAUCCCAACAAUCCGAGCAGAAAAUAGUCAGAUCGUCCACAGACACUGUCUGCAUGAUCCCAGCCAUAUCCCUUUUGUCAUUCGCGUACUCAACAAGGUUUGGAAUGGUAUUUGCUCAUCUCCAAACCACACCCUGGAAAACUUGGCUAUGCAGGUUGGCAUCAGCCACCUCGACCAAGUCGCGUCACGAGCGAAGGACUUGUCGGAUUUUCACGAUCUCAUGGGGCUUCUGCAGCGGAGCUGUCAAAGGUGCCCACAGUGCUGCUUUGCGUUCUUCGAGUACAUGAUGAGACGCUCAGAGGCACUAGUCAUGCUUCUGCAGAAGAAUCCCAGCCCAACAGUUCGGCACGAAAUCAGCAGGACGCUGCUGAUCACUCUACGAAGUCUGAAAAAGAAUUUCCCAGAACCUUAUGGCUCAGAGCUUCUGGAGGGCGAAGAGAUUGACGGGCCAAACAACAUCAUUACUCAGGCCGUGGAAAUGUUUUCCCGCCUCUGGGAACAAUUCCACGUCUCCUUGCGGUCAUGGCCUGAGUUAUUUGGCACCAUGUUUGAGUUUGCACGACUCGGAAAGCUGGAAGCCGCAGCUCUUAUCCAAGGCAACUUCUUACAUCAGUCAUUGUCCAUCAUUACCGUUGAUGCAGCUUCUGAUCUGAACGCGCAGUAUGCUCGGCUGGCCACGACGCUGUCGCGUAGAAUGGCUACGAGAUCGCCAAGCUAUGAGAACAUCAUUUCGCUGAUUGAUGUUCUUUUGGCUGCCAUGGAUGAAGAGAUCGAGGAGGAUCGCAUCGUUGAGGCUGACGAGAACCGCCUCGUCAUUGCCUACGAAGAAGAAAAGAUACCAUUCUCGAGCAUGGAAAUUAACCUUCUCCAUCAGCAGUGGGAUCGCACGCGGGGUAACGUCUUUGUCGACAAAUUGAUCCAGAUCGGCCAGAACUUACCUGCCACGAACUCCAUUAUCCGAAGACUCAUGAAUCUUAGCACGAUCAUGGACGACUGUAUCUUCAUGACCUUGAAAACCGCAAUCACUGGGCAGUUCGUCCACUACAGUGUCGCUCCCUACCUGAGGGCGGCGCGCGUGUACUGUCGCUUCAGCCAGAACGACGAGAAUAUCGAACGGCUCCGGACACACAUCAAUGGGCAUUGUGGCAAUGUGCAGAACGCCGAAGCCCGCAGCUUCUUUGAGUUCCAGCGCUACGUGUAUACAAGUGCCGAAGACUUUGAUGAGCAGGUGAGGACUAUGGCGAGCUUCCAUAAGUGGGCGCCAGGCCUUCUCGGCCACAUCGACCAUACCGUUAGCCGAGACGUGUGCCACUUUAUCCAAGACACACUUCUUAGAUAUGGUCCAGCGCCAGACUUCAGCGAGGACCACGACGGGUUGGCGAAAGCCAAAGCCGUGGUCGCCGGGGCGAGGCGACUCUGUUUAAUGUGCCUGAUUUAUCUGCGCGACAACCAUGUGGAGCGUGGUGUGCCAGCAGCUAGAGACACGGUUUAUCCACUGCUCCAGGUCAUCAGCGACUGCGAGUCAUACUUUUCUCCAGAGGACGAGGCGAAGGACGUCGCCGACGUGCAGUAUCACCAACUGUGUCGAGCUGUUCUUGGGCCCAUGACUACACUAACGGUUGAUGAGAUUGAGGAUGAAGGCUCUGACUGGGAGAAUUCAGUAGGUUCAUCAGAGCAUCUGAACGACCUGGACGAGCUCAGCAUGCAAGUUUCCAACGGCGCUCAGGAAGGAAGCUGA
Molecule: messenger RNA, 7542 nt
Organism: Microdochium trichocladiopsis
Lineage: Eukaryota; Fungi; Ascomycota; Sordariomycetes; Xylariales; Microdochiaceae
Exons: 9
Coding region: 1-7542 (2513 amino acids)
Biological process (GO): protein deubiquitination
Cellular component (GO): cytosol; nucleus
Molecular function (GO): cysteine-type deubiquitinase activity; cysteine-type endopeptidase activity
Source: RefSeq, a predicted model, not a curated record